AUGAGAAGGAAUAUGUCCCGGCGCUCAUCAUAUAAUGCGGAGCUGAGGCAUCGGAUGUCUGUAGAGGAGCCCAAACCCCCGAAACAAAAGUACGGAAGGCUGAUGCGGUGGCUACAUAAGGUGUGGGACGGCCCGGCCCAUCCAUCGGAUGAGGUGCCCACUCGGUACAGCAGGCUGGGGUUCAUACAGUCGAUUGACGGCGUCCCACGGAGGCUCUGGCGGGGGGUGAAUAAGACCGGGGUAAAAGCUAUAAUUCUUGUGUUAUAUGGCUGUCUGUGGCUGGCGGUCGGGCUGGGCAUACUGUAUCCCUCUCUUGUCGCGCUGCCUUACCACAAGGGAAGCGAGGGGAAGACGCCGGUGGUUGCGCUGAGUUGCACGAGCAAGCUGCAUUGGUUGGGGAAAAAUAACGAUUGCGACCUCAAUGCGCGGAGGUGCAGGCCCUCGCCCAAUGAGGAGCACAUUGUGCGCUGCCCCGCGCUGUGCGACCACGACGGCCUGCUUUUUUCUGCAAUACCGGUGGGUGACAAGCUGCUCAAGUAUACCAUGCACGUAGUCGGCGGCGGCUCGCGCGCGGACGACGCGAGAGCGAUCACGUACCCCUACCGCGGCGACUCGACGGUGUGCUCGAGCGCCAUGCAUGCGGGUCUCAUUUCGCCGGCCUACGGAGGGUGCGUGCGCGUUGCGAUGAGGGGCCAACAAAACAGCUACCCGUCCAGAAGAGGCCGCACCGGGUGGUCAGCGAACUUCGACUCGUUCUUCCCCACCUCCUUUGAGUUUCUAAAGCUGGAUGGCUCCCAGUACGGGUGUCGCGACCCGCGGGUGCCAUUCACCGUCUGCAACAUGAUCUUCUCGCUGCCAGUCCUGUACUUCUACAACAUGCUCGUCGGGUUUUGGGUGCUGAUGCUCGCUGGGUACUGGACGCUAGUCCUGGCGAUGGAUCCGCCGGUGUUCAUCGACCCCAACAACCGGUAUUCGAUCUAUUCGCUGUGGAGCAUCGGCUGUGAGCGGCUGCUACCCCUGGGGUUCAUUCUGUAUGUGAUGUGGCGCGUCGCAGUGCGCAAACUGGAGGGAGGACCGCCGCUAAUGAGAAUACUGCUCUUCUAUCCUCUAUUUUGGUUGGGCACUCUGAACAAUAUCACUUUCGACAGGUUGCCAGUGGACCGCCUGACCCCCAAAGACCUUCAGGAAAGGGCGGGCACAGCUGCAGCCGUGUUUAUUUUGGGGAUUUUGAUAGCUGUUUGCGUUGCGGUGCAAGCACACGCAGUGUGGAAGGCAGGCCGCCUAAGGAAAUACGUGGUGCUUUACCUGGGCCUUGUUGCGGGAUUGGUGUUUCUGGGCCUGUUACCUGGUCUGAAUCUCAGGAUACACCAUUACAUUUUGGGACUUCUUUUCCUUCCUGGCUGCGCAACACGCGGCCCGUCGGCUUAUCUGUUUCAAGGUGUGCUACUGGGCCUUGUGAUUUCUGGCGUUGGUAAAUGGGGAUUCGCGAGCAUUGUCGAGACUAAUUUGGCAUUAGCACGUGGUGAAGCCGGCUUCACAGAUAAACCGCCAACUCUAAAUUUCGAUCCAGCAGUUCCACAUGCUGUUUCGUGGACGCCGCGUACCGAGGCGGGCAUCAACGGCAGCAAGUACGACGCUUUUUCCCUCCUAGUCAAUGAUAUUGAGGUGUACGUUGGAUCAAACACCACAGUGGACCUUGAGGUGCUAUCUGAGGAAAAUAAAGAGUUCGGUUACAUGUUGCGGAACGCAACGCAGGGCGCGAGAGCCGGCCCACCGCUGUACAUCCGGGUUGCCAGUCGGUCCCAAUACGAUCUCCAUGUCCGUAGUGACUAUACGAGUGCCGGUGUGCUCGACUGGUCCUCGGGAAGUUGGACCCCUCCAGAUAAUGCUGUGGUUACUUGA
Molecule: messenger RNA, 1902 nt
Organism: Eremothecium gossypii ATCC 10895
Lineage: Eukaryota; Fungi; Ascomycota; Saccharomycetes; Saccharomycetales; Saccharomycetaceae
Exons: 1
Coding region: 1-1902 (633 amino acids)
Source: RefSeq, marked provisional